AUGGGAGGUCAGAUCACCAGAAAUACCCUCUACGAUUCUCUGAACGGGCCGUUUCCUGCCACAUCCCACAGAUGCCACCACAAGCCCAAGCGUUGCCUGCCCAUCCAACCAUGUGGGAGUUUGUCCUCUUUCCCGCUGCUCUUCCACCCCAGCACCAAGGGCUCGCAGAUCGUCAUGGACAUCUCCCAGAGGACCGUCAAGAGACAGGCCAGCUUCUGUAACGCCAUCACAUUCAGCAACAGGCCUAUCGCUGUGUUUGAGCAAGUUCGGCUAAAGAUCACUAAAAAGCAGUGCUGCUGGAGCGGUGCUCUGCGUCUGGGUUUUACAACCAAAGACCCAUCGAGGAUCAACCCAGACACUUUGCCGAAAUACGCCUGCCCAGACCUGGUCUCCCAGAGCGGCUUCUGGGCAAAGGCCCUACCAGAGGAGCUCUCCAAUGAGGGGAACAUCAUCUCCUUCUGGGUGGACAAGAAGGGCCGGGUGUUUUACCGCAUCAACGACUCCAGCCCAAUGCUGUUCUUCAGCGGGGUACAUGUUUCUGAACCUCUGUGGGCUCUAAUAGACAUCUAUGGCCUCACAAGGGGGGUCCAGCUGCUAGACAGUGAGAUGCUCCCCCUGGACUGCCUGCGUCCUCGCUCUUUUGCUGCCGCCCACCGGGCCUCCAUUCAGCGAAACGGUGAUGACCCUCGCCUUUCAAUCAGCCUGUGUGACCUGAGCCUGCAGCAGCAGGAGACGACCCUGGAGGAAGAUGAUGAGGAAGAGGAACGGCUACAACCCUUAAGCUCCGCCUCCUGCCAUGUGCCCCAAAACUCUCAGAACUCGCAGCAGUGCUCGCUGCUGCCCAGCCAUUUGGACACUGAUCUGCGCUUCCACCUGGUGCAUGGCAUCCACGUGACUGUGCUGGAUAAGCACACGGUGGCGCGGCUGGAUCACCGCGGUGACGAGAGGACCCUGGUGUUCACCAGCCGGCCAAUGCGCUGCUCAGAGACGGUGUUUGUGAAGGUGAAGGCGGGUGUCACGCGGCCCGGGUCUCUUUCUUACGGUGUGACAUCGUGUGACCCUGCCACCCUGAGGCCCAGCGAUCUCCCAUCCAACCCAGAAUCCCUGGUUGACCGCAAGGAAUUCUGGGCCGUGUGCUGGGUGGCAGUGCCGCUCCACAGCGGAGACAUCUUGGGCUUUGUGGUGAAUGCAGAAGGGGAGGUCAUGAUGAGCCAUAACGGCAUCAGUGCAGGGAUGCAGCUGUGUGUGGAUAACUCCAGGCCACUCUGGAUGUUCUACGGUCUGCACGGCAACAUCACACAACUCAGGAUUUUAGGCUCAUCACCGCACGCAGACCUUCGAGGCCCAUCGGCCCCCAGCUCCCCAUCCUGUACACCCAACACCCCCACAAUGCGUUGUAGCGGCAACUCCGAGCCCAACCUCAACACACCCUUGAAUAUCAACCUCAAUUCAAGCCUCAACUCCAACUACCACACCAUCUUUUCUUCCUCCACAGGCACAACCCCAAGCUCUCCAUUCUCCAGCCACCCAGAGUCCCCUGCCUUCCCAUCCUGCUCUGGCUCGUGGAGUGACGAAUGCACCAUUUGCUAUGAGAACGUGGUGGACACAGUCCUCUACGCCUGUGGACACAUGUGUCUCUGCUAUGCCUGUGGCCUCAAACUCAAGAAGAUGGCCAAUGCUUGCUGCCCCAUCUGCAGGAGGACAAUCAAAGACAUCAUCAAGACCUACCGGAGCACGUAGGCUCAGUGUGUCAGAUUCAGGUUCAGCUCAAGAGGUUGUCAAAGCCAUGUAACACUUAGUAAAGACGGACACAGCGCAAGUGAAAGCCCCGCUUGUUGUGUGUGUGCAAUCUGGCUCAGGUACUCUACAGCAGGACUCAUCAUUAAACAUUUUAUCUAUGUCAUGUCUAAUGCACAUUCUUGGAACGCUCACAGUGGCUCCUACCUGUGAUGUCUCAGUAAAGACCCAGCAACAAGAUUAAUCAGAGACCAUCAAAGUGUGAUCAACAGAAACAAAACAUGUGCUACUGCAGUAAAUGACUAAAUACACAGUUACGCCUUGACCUACUAUUGUCCAGCGACUCUGUGAUUUGUGGAUCUGUUGAAUAGAAAGAGUAAUCUAAAGAGGCAUAUGUCCUACUUCCUGCAGAGUAACCCUUCAUUCUGUUGGUGAUAGCAUCGCUGCUAGCUGGUUUUAGAAGAGGUAAAAUUGUCCAGAGCUGCAGAAGAAACAAGGAGAAUAAAUCCACUUCUUGUCAGAGAGCACAAAUCUGAGAGAAAAUCAAGAUUUGGUAGAUUAUCCUGAAUGCUUUGAGAGGCCAGUGAGGAAUGAGAAAAGUGAGGAAAAAGAAAGACAUUCGUUGUGAAAACUUUGGAGUACUUCUCAAAUAAGCCAUUUUUUGAAUGCGUAGAAAAAAUGCUGCUCCUGCAAUAAAACACAAUGAAAUGCCUAAGCCUAAAGGGUUACAAAGAAGUAAGAAAAAAGAAAUCCUUAAACAAACUCUGUUGUGUAAUAAAUGGAGUGGUUUGUCGGAUAUCUCACUACCUGCUGUGCUUCUCUGAACUUCAGGCAGGGUGAGAUUGUGCGAAGGGUAAAAAAGUGUGAACGUUGUCACCAUAGAAGGUCACGCUUGCGGUGAAUGAGGAUGUAAAUCAGUGAAGCGGGAGCGAGGGAGGAGGUGGGAGAGAGGAUGUCGUAUGUUUGGGAUGAAGACAAGGGAGGAAGGGGCAACUUCGCUGUGUGUCUGCACAGCGCGAAUAAAGUGUUUGCUCACUCAGGCACACCAGAUACAUCUGAAGUUUGUAUGAAAGCCUGUAAAAUGUGGGACUUGCAUGGUUUGCAUGUUUUGCUUCUUGGCAGCCAUGUCUGGCUGCUCAGUAAGCUGGCUGGAUGCUGUAAUUGGACAUUCAAAUAAACAUUGGUGGGCAGCAAAGUAUUUUUAAAAUGCUGAAAGAGCGCACAAGGAUGACAAAUCAACCUCUUCAUCAUUGUGAGAAACCCAUAAAACACCAAGUUACAGAUGGCGUCGCUUAAUUCAGGUUACACACUUCUCUCUUUCAUAUGUACAUUAAGUAAGAACAUGAAUAUUUGCUUUCAGUGAUGACGUAUUUCAGUACACUGUGUCUUCAAGUGGAAAAGAAAUUCACUCGUGUGCAGUCAGUGACAAGGAUGUAGCUUGUAAUUGUGGGACAUUGUGAGAAUUUCAUUUGCAUAUCAGUUUCUGAGUGCUGCUCUCCGUUUGUAAAAGCAAACUGCAAGGACAUUUUCACUUGACUAAUCUCAUGCAUUAUGUACUGCUUUGAAUUGUUAAGAAGCUAUUUUCAGGUGUUUUUUUGGCCUUGAUGAAACAUUACUCAGUAAUUUGUAUAGUAGUAAGUGCUGAUUUGUGUUUUUUUUUUUAAGGUGUUAGCUUCAGCUUCAGUCAUCUCGCCACCGUGGAGGGAAAAUUUGCAGUUAAGUUGUAUAACAUUUGAAUCACAGUUUUCUUGUGUGCCUUUUAAAAAGAGAAGUCUGGACAAACGCUGGUCUGUUAGGCUCCUCACCAGUGAAAGCCAAGAGGAACACCAAGGUUCAUAUUCAUCUUAAAAUCACUCUUAUGUGGUUGUGAUGUCUCUGGUGUGAGCAGUUGUAACCACACAACCUACCAAUACAAAGCAAACACUUCAGUGUGCUUAAUAUCAGUGUGUGAAUUUAUUCACUGCUAAAGAUGAAAUGUUUAAAAAUCGCCUUGUCCCCUCUGUCACUGCAUUGUAUGAUACUGGAAUUGUGUUGCUCAGCCUUUAUAUUUUUUUUUUUUGUUUUUCUUCCUGACCAAAUAUGACCUAGCAGAAAUAAAACAUUGAUUUUUGAUAGAAAAACGUUAUUGAUGAGUAUAAUAUUAACUGUACAUUAUGAGGUUUAUUUAUUUUGUCAGUGCUACUAUAAAGAAUUCUCACUGUUUGUUUUAUAUGUAUGGCUAAAUUGUCCAAAAAGUAAGAAUAUUGUUUAUUUUAUUGUUGCAUAGUUAAAGAUUAUAGAAAACUUUAUUUCCCUGAAAGGCUCUGUGCAUCUGUCUGAUGAUUUUCACUUAAAGCAAUAGUUUGACAUUUUAUUAAGUACACUUUAUUCACUCUGGUGGAGAGUUAUGAGAUGAGAGGAUACCUUUUCACAGUAGUGGAAUGUAACUUUUAAGGACUCAAGUACACUACUCAAGUACUGUACUUCAGUGCAUUUUUGAAUGGAGUGGAACAUUUUGAUAUUAUGGUAUCAUUGUACUACUUUUACUUAAAAUGGAUAUAAAUUACAUUUUUAUAAUAAUGUAUAAAAUGACUGGUGGCUGGUAGUGAUGAACAUACAAAGAAUGAAUAUUAUAAAUAUAAAAAAAUAUAAAUUAGCAGAAGUGCUCUGGCCUAUUUGAGAAAACAUGUUUGUUUGGCACAGACUCCAACAAAUGUCAUAUCUUCAUGAUUUUAAUAGUUUUUUCGGUGAAAAUGAAAAUUGUGAUGCCAAAAUGAUCAGUCGCACAAUAAUCGUGAAUCAUAUCGCAAUCGUAAUAACUGUGAAAAUUAUCGCAAUAUGAUGUUUUUACCAUAUCAUGCAGCCCUAGUUUAGAUUAAGAUUUUGUUACGUCUGAGGUUCAGAACCAGGCUAGUUGUUUUCCCCAUUUUCAGUCUUUAUGCUAAGCUAACCGUCGGUUAGCUCAGAGGUUUUCAGACUGUGGUCCAGGAAACAACAGGGGUCCUUGAGUGGGUUGUAGAGAAUCCCCAGCAAAAGGAAGAAGAGAAUAUUUUAACAAAGGGAAGAAAUAUGGCUGGCUGAGUAAUUUAUAGUGAUCCUUGUUUGAUCAUUGAUUGACUAUAAAAACUUUAUUAUCCUCAAACCUAAAAAUAAAGAAAAUUACUCAGAGGGGACAAAAUCCUUGCAAAUUGGGUGUCCAUGAUCUAAUGUGCAGCUAUAGUGGGGGUUCAUGGGAGCCCUGUGCAAGCUGUCACCACUUACUGGACAAAUAUGAGGGUUGUAUCAAAACGUUUCAUCUAACUCUCUGUUAGAAAGCGAAUAAGUGUAUUUCCCAACAUGUCAAAUGUUUGCUUUCAUGUCAUAUACUAAAAUAUGGUAUUAAACAUGAAUAAAAUGUAUAAAGCUGGCAUUGGUUACAUAUUAGUUGGUCAAAUUAUGUUUUUCCUACUUGUGCAUAUUUGAAUUUGUGUUGUAGUGAAGCAGGCGUGAUUAGUUCCCAUUUGAUCGUAAUUCUGACGGCCUGUUUUUUCAAAUGUGACCAAAUAUAUAACGUCCGAAACAAAACCAGCAAGUAAGUGAAGGUGGGCAUUGUGUAUUUUGAACAAGAAACUUUGGGUUUCCUGGGCUUGGGAUUUCUAUUAGCUGUUAAAAACAUUCUUAAAGUGGAUUAAUUAUGUUCCAUUUGUUAAAUAAAGUUUAUGUCAGAUUAA
This is a messenger RNA of Morone saxatilis (striped sea-bass), 5426 nucleotides long. RefSeq names its product neuralized E3 ubiquitin protein ligase 1Ab (gene neurl1ab). Gene Ontology annotation, biological process: negative regulation of Notch signaling pathway; nervous system development. Gene Ontology annotation, molecular function: ubiquitin protein ligase activity. NCBI's taxonomy places the organism in Eukaryota, Metazoa, Chordata, Actinopteri, Moronidae. Gene Ontology annotation, cellular component: postsynaptic density; plasma membrane. The record is from RefSeq and is a predicted model, not a curated record. The transcript has 6 exons. Bases 1 to 1740 code for a protein of 579 amino acids.